UGGAAGGACUACAUGCUAAUCUAUAAAUAUUGAUAUUCAAACUCGAAGCUUUCUUCGAAAUUACUUAGCAAAAUCUACUUAUAUUUGGAGUGAAAGACAUUGUGAAUACAUCAAACUCUUACCCAAUAAUAAAAGGAGUCACUAUCUCCAUAGAGUUGUCCGGCGAACAUAUCAAUUAACUUUAAUUUCUUCCAAGUGGACUAGUGAUUUAUUUGCCUUACGCAAUUUGACAAGAAGCUUGUGGUGCAAGAAAGCAUGGAGAUGGAGCAGCAAUUGGAGUGGAAUGAAGCACAGAAGAUUGUCAUAAAUGUUGACCUUGUUUCUGCAGCCAAACAACACCUUCAGUUUCUUGCUACUAUUGAUAGGAAUCGUUGGCUCAAUGAAGGUCCUGCUCUGGAUAUCGCAAUUUAUAGGUACUAUUCAUGUUGGCUACCUUUGUUGGCAAGGCACUCGGACUGCCCCUUCUUUGAAGGACCUUUGGUUGUUCCCCUUGAUUGUGAAUGGGUUUGGCAUUGUCACAGGCUGAAUCCUAUUAGAUACAAAACUGACUGCGAGCAACUAUACGGGAGGAUUCUUGACAACCAUAACAUUGUAUCUUCCGUGAAAGGAAUAACACAAAUGGAAACAGAAGAGACAUGGAAACACUUGUAUCCAAAUGAACCCUAUGACUUGGAUUCAACAAGAACUCUUUCAGAUAAUGAUCCUGCACAAAUUCUAAAAUCUGAGAAGUGCAGUAACUAUGAUCUAGUCUCUGCUGUUAAAAGGCAAAGUCCCUUCUUCUACCAGGUGUCUAGGCCCCACAUGACCAGUGAGGUCUAUCUUGAAGGAGCCGUGGCUCGAUACAAGGGUUUCUUACACUUAAUCCGAAGAAUCAAAGAAAGAUCAAUUGAGAGCUUCUCUGUUCCAACUUAUGACAUCGACCUUAUUUGGCACACUCAUCAGUUACAUCCUAUUUCUUAUUGUACAGACCUUGUUGAUAUUAUGGGUAAGGUGUUAAAUCAUGAUGAUACUGAUUCAGACAGAACAAAAGGGAAGAAGCUGGAUACUGGGUUUUCUGGAACUACAAAGUUGUGGGAGGAGAUGUAUGGUUUAAGAUAUUGGAGGGCAGGUGCAAUGUAUAGAGGAAAUACGCCAUCUCCUCUUAGAAUUUUUCCUUACCCUUCCAAUCCUUUGAGCAAGAAGGAAGAUACAGUCCAGGCAGAUCACAAGAUAAUUCAUCUUCCAGAGAUGAAAGUUUUGGAAGUUAUGUUGGAGAUCAUAGGCAUAAGAAACUUACCGGAAGGCUACAAGGGAGGUUUCUUUGUUUCCUUUAGCAAGUCACAGCCUGAUAGAAUCUUCAACGCGAAAAAGAAACUUACAAUUUUCUCUGAAAGUGGGGUAAAGCAGGUUGCAUACUUCCAAUGUGAACCUUGUGGCCAUCUUCUAUUAGAACUCAUGUCCCAGUCAUCUCAUGAUUUGCUGAUUUCAAAAUCUGUCGAAGUUAUAGGUUCUACUGCCCUCUCUUUAGAAGAUUUGACUUGCCCAGCUUCACAACUCACAAUGGAAAAAUGGUUGGAAGUUGUGCCAAGCAGUAAAAUAGAAGCAUUGGAACCAAUCUCUAUACGAGUAGCUGUAUCAGUUACAACACCUAGUGCCGCACCAUAUGUGUUUCACAUGGUUUGCUCCCGAGCAUUCUCAAGAAUUUCUUGUUUCUUCACAUUUCGUGGAAGGAUUCAGUAUGCAAAGAAUUGGACUCGUGUCAUUGAUGAUGCUGGUGAUGAGAUCAUUAGCCUACAGAUGAGGAACUCCAAGAAAUCAAAGAGAAUGAGUGACUCUACAUUGCAGAAAGAGUUGAUCAGCAUCAACAAGGCUGGUGAGACGCAUACUCUUGCUAAGUUAGUUGGGAAAGAGUGGAUGUUGUUGGAUUCCCAAUGGUCCCUCCAAUUUCAAACUUGCAGUGUGGAUGAUGGUUACCUUUUGGAGUUGGUUGGUGGUUCCAGGAUUGUAAAGUUCUUCCCUGGUCAAAAAUUGGAUUAUGAGCACAAGCAUUGUGCAAAGAGAAGAAAUCAAGAUGAUUUUAUGACGGCAAUCGAAUUCUCUUCAGAGCACCCAUAUGGAAGGGCACUGGCAUUGCUCGACUUAAAAUGUGGUGUUAUCAAUGUCAAAGAAGAGUGGCUACUUUUGCCUGGGAUAAUAACAGCUUUUAUAAUAGGUGAUAUUUUGAGAAAGGAGGGGUAUAGUAGCGUGCUGAGCAUUGGCAAUAAUUUGAAGUAUAACAAUACAUCUGUAGAAACUAAUGCAUGCAUGAAUAGGGCAACAGAAGUAGUCUGAAAAUCUGAUGUUGAGAAGGCAGUGCAUGUAGAUGGAGAGAUUUGCAAAAGGAAACGACGAAAUCAUGGCAAAAGUAGAAGAAAACAGCGGAGGCUGUGGCAGUGGGGGCAGAUUUUGCAUUUGGUAUGACAGAAAUCAUUUCCACGGAGCAGGUUAAAGAGUGGCGGCUGUAAGUUGUAACGGAUGAGGAAGCAGGAAUGUGGUGUGGCAGUGGCUGUGCUGAUGAUUUGGUGUUUGGAAAUGAGACAAUGGUCUACAAGAAGCUACUAUUUAAGCUAAUCUGGUUCUUAUGCGUUGAUGCUUGUAUGUUUGUAGAACCUCUCCCAGCGUGUGCAUGCCGAGCUCUUUUAGUUGACUGGUUCAUGAUGCUAGUGUCUUAAUCAGAAUUCUGGCUGUUUAGAAAUGUGUAGUUAUAUUAUACUUUGUGAAUAUGCUCGUGUGUCUGUUUGUGCAGGUGUGUACCAUGUAUAAUGUUUAUAUAGCAUAUAAAAAGCUGAAUAAGUUCAUGAGUUCUCAAUUA
Molecule: messenger RNA, 2830 nt
Organism: Capsicum annuum
Lineage: Eukaryota; Viridiplantae; Streptophyta; Magnoliopsida; Solanales; Solanaceae
Product: glycine-rich domain-containing protein 2
Exons: 8
Coding region: 256-2310 (684 amino acids)
Source: RefSeq, a predicted model, not a curated record